This is a messenger RNA of Melanaphis sacchari, 1264 nucleotides long. RefSeq lists its product as uncharacterized. The transcript is spliced from 2 exons. The record is from RefSeq and is a predicted model, not a curated record. Lineage: Eukaryota; Metazoa; Arthropoda; Insecta; Hemiptera; Aphididae. Bases 831 to 1229 code for a protein of 132 amino acids.
CGGACGCCGACAACGACGCGCGUGUUCCCCUCCACCGACCGACAGCGGUUCCACAGUCACAACCGCCGCCGCCGAACACUGUGUCGGUAUUGGCCGAAACGUGUGUGUAGCGUUGCCGUUACCUACCGGUCGACAGGCUGCUAUCGUGUGCGCGUGUUUUUCGUCAGUGCCGCGUUCGCGUCUGCCGUGUGCGUGUCUGUUGCGUGUAUUGUUUAUCGUCGUUCACCGUUCUCACGUUCAGUUCGAAAAUUUGAUGUGAUAAACGGUAUUAUGUAAUUAAAAUACCGUCAUAUUUUUUUUAGUCGUUUACAAUUUAUGUCGGUUGUGUCGUCGAGCGUUCCGGAACGACCCGCCGUGAGUGAUCUGACGGAUCGUCGAGACCUUUCGAGUAAAAUUAAAAUACGCGGUUGCCCGCGAGUUUCACAGUUUUUUAUGGAUAACCCGAACCGGAUUCGUCAAAGCAGCCGUCGACACCGCACACGAGAACUGUAAUCGUCAAUGUCGCGCAACGGUCAUCUGUCGUCGGACGCACAUUACACAGACGCCGUACGGUCGGCCGCCUCCGCACACGGCAGUGUACAAUAAUUAUUGUUGAAUAUCGUACGGUAAAAUUUAUGUACGACCAACGACGGUACCGGCGGGCUUCUGAACCGUCGUCCAAAUCGCACGGCGCUCGCGGCGUGUCGUCGUUCAAACAUCUCACGGCAUAAUCACAACAACCGUCUACUGCUGUUACAAACGCGGAAGUCGAGCGGACGCGCGAUAAGCCCGUCUGCAGAAUAUAAUAUCGCGACGUCGGCCGCCGCCGGAUCGAACGGGCCGAACGCGAAAUGAUGGACGACGAGAUCCAAGAGACGGUCGAGUCGAUCUUGGGCAAGGGCGCGGUGGUGGUGGACUGCGAGAAGAAGUCGAGCGUCAAGGAGGAGGAGGUGCUGCUGGUCAACGGGUGUCCGGUGUCGUUGGACGGCGACGACGGGGCGGCCAUCAAGCGGGCGCUGCUGCGCGGCGACGUGCCCGACUGCGACCUGCUCAACCAGAUACUGGUCCGGGCGGGCAUACUGCGGGCGCCCGUCCACCUGGAGACGAACCUCAGCGUCAAGUCGACGGUGGUCACGCGGGAGGAGGUGACCGUGGCCCGCGCCGGCCGGGUGGUGGACGAGCGGUCGCGCGCGAGACCAAAGAGGACAAUUACUACACGAGCGCCACGUCCGAAGUGUGGGAACCGGUGACCGUGGUCAACGGGCCACCGGCCGCGGCCGCGAAG